Effrenium voratum is the source of this 929-nucleotide messenger RNA. The record is from the annotation of a GenBank genome assembly. NCBI's taxonomy places the organism in Eukaryota, Dinophyceae, Suessiales, Symbiodiniaceae.
AGCCGCAUUUGACUCUGGCUCACAGCUCAGCUAGUUGGCCGAUCUCGGCCGCGAUAAGUCGUUGUUUGCGAAAUUCCGAUUUCAACUCGCCAUGUCUUGGCUUCGAGUGCUGCUUCCUUUGGCGGCAGCCAUCCGUAGGGAAGUGAAUGAACGAGUGGACAACGUGGACGCUGCGUUCGCACAGCUCGAGCAGGAGCUGCAGGUUCAGGCGCAGCUGCAGGCGGGCCACGUGCUGCGGGACCGCUUUGUGCUGGAGGAGUAUAUGGGCUCCACCCCGGGCUAUGAGCCAGCCAGAGACCGAGACGGUGAAGGUUUAGCCGAUAUGCCUCCACCACCUUCGGGCUAUACCCCCCCCGGAGCCCGGGCGCACACCCCAGGCCCUGGCAUACCGGCAGAGCAGUUCCCAGACUCCGGAAAGCUGCACAGCUACUCACAUGUGUCCCACCUGGGCAAGGGCUCCUUCGGCGACACCUGGAAGGCCUACGACCGGCACCUGAGGAAAUACGUCGCGAUAAAGAUUUUCUACAUGAGGCACAGCUCGGUCGGGCGGAACGCGUUUUUCUUGACCCCGGCGAUUGUGCGAAAGCUGGGCGAGAAGGUUGCGGGCAAUGUAAAGGAGGCGGUGGAGGAGUGUGUGGCAGUGAAGCAUUUGGUGACUUCUAGAACGGCGGCCUCCUAUCCGGGCUCCCACAACAUGUGCCAGUGCUUCCAGGAGCACGUGAGCGACGCCCAGCCCUCAGAGCCCAUCUUCCUGGUGCUGGAGCUCUGCGGAAAGAGCCUGAGCCAGCGGCUCCGCGAAAGACCCAACUGGGCCUGGCGCAAGCAGAUCAUCACUCAGAUCCUCCAGGGCGUUGACUUUCUGCAGGCCAACGGCAAGAUCCACCACGACCUCAAGCCCGACAACGUUUGCGUCACCGACGAGGACGUAG